AUGAACGGGGAUGAUAUGGUACUGGAAUGUCUUAACAAACAACAGGAAAGUCUGAACAUGAGUCAUCGAGGUCUAGUUGUUUUGCCACCUGGUGUUUCGAGACUUAUUACAUUGAAAAAACUCUUUCUGAACAACAAUAAGCUCAUUUUACCACCAGACGAGAUUCUGCAUCUGGAAAAGCUUGAAGAACUGACACUGGAUAGAAACCAGCUGACCAUACUUCCUGGCAACAUUGGAUCACUGAAACACCUGACUUACCUGGGCGUGAACCACAACCCAUUAUCUGUUCUCCCAGAAGCCAUAGGUGACCUGAGACAACUGAGAGAGCUCUGGGCUGUAGGAUGCGGUCUUGUCUCCAUACCAUCGUCUGUUGGUAAACUCGGCAUGUUAGAGAAACUUGGGCUCCAUGAUAAUAAAAUUACACACCUGCCAUCACAAUUUGGGGGCCUCAGCAGUUUGCAAUGGUUAAACUUGGCUGAUAAUAAACUUCAAGACCUCCCAGAAGAUGUUAAUCACUUACAGUCAUUGGUCUUCAUGAACCUGGACAAGAACUGUUUUACAAACAUCCCUACAGCACUAACAGACAUGGCAAAUCUGCAGAUCUUGUCUGUUAAAUUUAACAGCAUCAGAUCACUGGAGGAUUACUUAAUCCCUGGUUUCAGCAGACUUAUAAAGCUUGACCUCAGAGAAAAUCCUUUCAUGGACAGACCACCUCACUGGAAGGGAUUGGAUUUUAUAUUGUUGGGAAAAGUCUGAAGUGCUGAAGAAGAUU
Messenger RNA from Sinocyclocheilus rhinocerous, 772 nucleotides. Its product is annotated as plant intracellular Ras-group-related LRR protein 3. Gene Ontology annotation, molecular function: protein binding. The coding region runs from base 1 to 756 and encodes 251 amino acids. The transcript is spliced from 4 exons. Lineage: Eukaryota; Metazoa; Chordata; Actinopteri; Cypriniformes; Cyprinidae. The record is from RefSeq and is a predicted model, not a curated record. Gene Ontology annotation, cellular component: cytoplasm.